Anopheles arabiensis is the source of this 1793-nucleotide messenger RNA. RefSeq names its product probable E3 ubiquitin-protein ligase IRF2BPL. Bases 272 to 1654 code for a protein of 460 amino acids. The record is from RefSeq and is a predicted model, not a curated record. Lineage: Eukaryota; Metazoa; Arthropoda; Insecta; Diptera; Culicidae. The transcript is spliced from 2 exons.
ACGGAUCGGUCGUAGUAGGUCUUGCGGCAAGCGCUGCCGAACGGUGUUUUCCGCCUCGUGCGCUGCGUGAUUUGAACGGUGGACUACGCGGGAAAACACGUGAUCGAUCGUCAGAUCGGGAAACGGUUUUUGUAUUAAAAGUGAUUGGAAAAUUGUGAAUAAGAUUAAAAAAAGUGAAAAGCAUUAGAUGAGGAAAUAGAAAGUUGAGUAAAGUGUAUAUUUGCGAAGAAACAAUUAUUUAACCAGUAAUCCUAAUCGAAUCGAUAGGAAAAUGACGGAAGAGCUUCAAACUCAAACACAGCCCCAGGCGGCUCCACCAAUGCAGCCGCAACCGAAACCACGACUCGGCCCGCAGGACUAUCGCAACUCCGAACUCGUCACCAAGCUGAUGGCCGCCAAUCCGCCCUACCUCUACUCGCCAGCCGUCGGUCCACACAACUUUUUCUUUAGCGAGAUGCUCCGUUCUUUGGUCGCGAACAAGCGCAACGAAAGUCUGCGUAACGCAACGGAGCAACUUCAUCACCAACAACAGCAACAGCAACAACAGCAGCAACAGCAACAAUCGCAGCAACAACAACCCAUUCAACAUCCAACCCAUUUGACCAGCAACCAGUUAGCGCUUCAGGCCGCAUCAACCCGUCGGCCACGCAAACGCUCCUGGAGCCAGCACCGAUACUAUCCCGACGCGUUAAAGGACGGCAAAGACGCGGACGAUAGGCGACCGGCCCAGCCCGAGAAGCCACUCGAGCUAACCAACAAACUGUCGUCGUCGUCGGCGUUCACUAGAAGCAUCAGCUCGACCACGGGUCCUCCAAAAUAUCCCGACGGGCUCGAUGGAAGCCCCUCCGAGGGCUUUAAGGCACCGUCGUUCCACGAUCGCAAGCCGCACGACACGAAACCUCCGACGGCUGCUGGCGUUCCCGAUAAGGCGCCGAUUAGCAGCAGCACCCUGCUCCAGGAGCCUCCGGCAGCUUCAAUGCCACCGUCCGAUCUUAUCCUUCCCCCUCCGCCACCCGUCUGGUAUCCUCCGCUCUACCCACCGUACGGUAUCGAUCCGUUACACUUUUUCAUCGAUCUGCGCGUCUCGGGACACAUUUACGACCGCAAGAAGGAAUCCGGCUCAUCCAGCACCAGCUCGGAAGACUCGGUGCUUACGGUAAAGCGCGAACAUUCGAAGCUCAUCGGGGCGGGCAACGAUCGGCAGGGGUCGGCAUUCAGCGUUCCAAAGCCCAGAGACGCCACGAUCGGCAACAAACCCGCACCGAUCAAUCUCACCGCACCGCCGGAGGAGGGUGAAGGUGUGCCCGGGGAUGGGUACGGUGCAAAGGAAGGAACCGAUCAGCAGCCACCAACCAUGGGAUCGCUGUUCCUGGGCGAUGCCGGUGAUCAUAAGACGAUCGAUGCGAUCAAAAGCACCAACUAUGUGCUGCAGAAUUUGCCCCGCAUUUACGGCGAUCUGAACGGCAAUCACAAGCUGGUCGAUCGAUGCCUGACGGAGGACGAUGAGACGAAUGGGAAUCUGAGCGAUGAGCAGGAGCAGGACAGCAAAUCCGUUGGCUCGGCGGACGAUCUAAACGGGGAGGAAAAUAAGUAUAAAGAUGUCGAUUUGAACGUCAUUUCGGACGAGGAAUCGAUUGCGGUUGAUGAGAAUUGAAUCGUUACUGAGGGGAGGGGGAUGGGCUCGCCAAGUGGAAAGAAAGUGUUUAGCUAUCAGAUGUAUCUUUCGCUUCUCGUUGUGCCAUAUAGCGCAUGCUAUUUCAUAUUACACGUAAAUAUAUUGCAUGUAUAGAAGA